This is a messenger RNA of Gymnogyps californianus (California condor), 2173 nucleotides long. RefSeq names its product DMRT like family B with proline rich C-terminal 1 (gene DMRTB1). The coding region runs from base 16 to 978 and encodes 320 amino acids. Lineage: Eukaryota; Metazoa; Chordata; Aves; Accipitriformes; Cathartidae. The transcript has 4 exons. Gene Ontology annotation, molecular function: RNA polymerase II cis-regulatory region sequence-specific DNA binding; DNA-binding transcription factor activity, RNA polymerase II-specific. Gene Ontology annotation, biological process: germ cell development; sex differentiation; regulation of transcription by RNA polymerase II. The record is from RefSeq and is a predicted model, not a curated record. Gene Ontology annotation, cellular component: nucleus.
GGGGCAGCAGUGGCCAUGCCUUAUAUAAGAACCCUGAGGAGCCAGCCCGGGCGUGCCAGUGUGGUUAGCCAGGACUGGUGUGCUAUGGAGGCUGAGGAGGCCGCAGCAGUGGUGGCGAAGGCGGCACUGCGGACACCCAAGUGCUCCCGCUGCCGUAACCACGGCUUCGUGGUGCCGGUGAAGGGCCAUGCCGGCCACUGCCGCUGGAAGCUCUGCCUGUGCGACAAGUGCGCCCUCAUCACUGAGCGCCAGAAGAUCAUGGCAGCCCAGAAGGCCCUGAGGCAGCAGGUGCCCGACCCCCCGGCUGGGGCAGCCACAGGGCCCGCUCCCCCAGGCGAAGGCUCUGGGGUGGCUGCAGGAGCGACCAGUGCCCCCGAGCAGAGCGGCCACGAGGGGAUGAAGGGUGCCCAGCCCGCUGGCGGCAACAGCAAAGGCAUGGCAUGCAGGGGGCUGCCGCCGCCACCUCCCAGCGGCCCUCCCUUCUGGGACUACGCUCACCCUGCUUUUCCUCCAGAAUACAUGGUCAACCCAGAAUACCUGGAGAGAGAACCUCCGAAAGUGUACCCUGGCUGUUCUGGGGUAUAUCCUUACCACCCAUUUCCCAUGGGAUUUGCCAUCAAUGAGUCAAGCUGCAGGGGAGCAGCAUCACCUCCAGGGAUAUCACUUCAGAGAGGUUUUCGACACAUUCCUAGCAACUAUGGGCCAGGGACUGCAGCUUCUGUGUCAAUUCCAGAUGGAGGUGGGGAUUUCCAUCAAGGAUACUACACUCCUCUGCCUCAGUUCAUCCCACCAAGUUUUCUGCCAGGGAUUCAUUACAUUCCACCUCCCCUUUCACUGAACAUGUUGGCUGAAACAACCAAGGAAGCACAUGCUACUGAAGCUGACAGUCAGGAUUCAGGGAUGGUUCGUGAACCUGGCCAACCAUCUUCUUCCCCAGAAGAAAGAAGCAGAGACCAAUCUGUAUAUUCUAAACAGUAAAUGGGCUGGAGAAGAGUUGAGUAGCAGGCAGCGCUAUGUUCAUUUCUGAGGAGAGUGUUAGUUAAUAUGAGGGGAGAGUGACACUUAGUCACUGAGCAGCCACAACAGCUAGAAGAAGGGGAUUAGGCCCCUGCCUCACUUUAUGAUCAUGUUAGUGCUACCAGGCUCACAGCUCUGCCUCCCUAGCACUGUAAAGCCCUUGUUCCUAAAAGAGGUUUUCCAGAGCCAUGGUAAAUCCCUUCCCCCUUAAGGAGGUGGAAGCAGCAAAUGAUUAUGACUCUGAAUUUGUUUCCUUUGCUGAGGUUAGAUGGCUCCCUGACUUUGGAGUGAGGUCUCCGAGCCAUGUACAUUCUGUAGCCUUCUCAUGUUCAUGACAGUAGUCAAAAAUAUGUUGUUUGUAUAUCAAUUUGCUGUAAAGGAAGCCUGGUUCUGAAUAUUAUGGAAGAGUUAAGUGAGGUGGAGCCUGAAGACUAAGAGGAUGGGAAGACAGUCUGGGUUGCUGAUUUACUUGGCUGCCUAAGAACAUGAUUCACUGGAUUCAGCAGGGUAAAGGAACAGUAGGUACUUGGUACACUUGUCAAGAAGGGCGUGGGAGGAAUUUGCAGAAAGGUCUGAUACAGGCUGAAAUCCAGUGCCUCCGCAUUGUUUUCUGGGUGAACUGCCUUUAAGGCACCUUCCGUUCAGGUUGGAGACAGACUGAUUUGGAAUCGCUUCAUGUCACACAGGCUUCAGGAUUUUGAAUGUCCUUGAUGGUUUAUACGUAAUUUCAAUGUUGUUUAACUCAGUACAGCUGAAACUAAACAGUACUAUUUGUUUCUAAAGGGCUCGCGUAGACAGCUUUAUACAUGUGUAUUGGAAGUGUGCUGUGGCGUAUCAAAGGUGUGCAGAGAUUACCUAGGAAACUAGGACAAAACACCAUUUAGCAUAAUAAUUAGUCAAAUCCAUACAUAUUAUAAUUUUCAAUGAUAAUGUUUAAUUAAAAAUUAAAGGUACAUUCCUCUACUGUUUUGCCUAGAGGAAUUGGUUUUGUAUUAAGUGGAUCAGUUGUUCACGUUUGAAUAAUUUGGGGGGACUUUUGUAUAAUUAAAAAAGACACAUUAAAUUGUUGGUAUGGUUUUGAUUAUUUGAGGCUUGCAUAUCUACACAUAAUUUUUCUAGCCAAAUAUCAGAUGUUGCCCUGAACAGCUCUGUGUAA